Messenger RNA from Symphalangus syndactylus (siamang), 5450 nucleotides. It is a transcript of the gene DCAF7, whose product is annotated as DDB1 and CUL4 associated factor 7. Gene Ontology annotation, molecular function: protein binding. The record is from RefSeq and is a predicted model, not a curated record. Lineage: Eukaryota; Metazoa; Chordata; Mammalia; Primates; Hylobatidae.
GGCUUCCGUUCCGAGAGGGCGGGGCGGCGUCCCAAAACGGAAGGUGGUUGUCGCCUGUGCCCGAGCUGGUUUGAAACUAGGGGUCGGGCUCGGCCGUCGUCGUUGUUUGUAGCCGCAUCCCCGCUUCGGGGUAGGCCGUUCCCGCUCGCUCCCUCCUCUCCUCCCUUCGGACCCAUAGAUCUCAGGCCCGGCUCCCCGCCCGACUCGCACCCCGCCCGCCGCAGCCCACUGUUGACCCGGCCCGUACUGCGGCCCCGCGGCCACCAUGUCCCUGCACGGCAAACGGAAGGAGAUCUACAAGUAUGAAGCGCCCUGGACGGUCUACGCGAUGAACUGGAGUGUGCGGCCCGAUAAGCGCUUUCGCUUGGCGCUGGGCAGCUUCGUGGAGGAGUACAACAACAAGGUUCAGCUUGUUGGUUUAGAUGAGGAGAGUUCAGAGUUUAUUUGCAGAAACACCUUUGACCACCCGUACCCCACCACAAAGCUCAUGUGGAUUCCUGACACAAAAGGUGUCUAUCCAGACCUACUGGCAACAAGUGGCGACUAUCUCCGUGUGUGGAGGGUUGGUGAAACAGAGACCAGGCUGGAGUGUUUGCUAAACAAUAAUAAGAACUCUGAUUUCUGUGCUCCCCUGACCUCCUUUGACUGGAAUGAGGUGGAUCCUUAUCUUUUAGGUACCUCAAGCAUUGAUACGACGUGUACCAUCUGGGGGCUGGAGACAGGGCAGGUGUUAGGGCGAGUGAAUCUUGUGUCUGGCCACGUGAAGACCCAACUGAUCGCCCAUGACAAAGAGGUCUAUGAUAUUGCUUUUAGCCGGGCCGGAGGUGGCAGGGACAUGUUUGCCUCUGUGGGUGCUGAUGGUUCAGUGCGGAUGUUUGACCUCCGCCAUCUAGAACACAGCACCAUCAUUUACGAAGACCCACAGCAUCACCCACUGCUUCGCCUCUGCUGGAACAAGCAGGACCCUAACUACCUGGCCACCAUGGCCAUGGAUGGAAUGGAGGUGGUGAUUCUAGAUGUCCGGGUUCCCUGCACACCUGUCGCCAGGUUAAACAACCAUCGAGCAUGUGUCAAUGGCAUUGCUUGGGCCCCACAUUCAUCCUGCCACAUCUGCACUGCAGCGGAUGACCACCAGGCUCUCAUCUGGGACAUCCAGCAAAUGCCCCGAGCCAUCGAGGACCCUAUCCUGGCCUACACAGCUGAAGGAGAGAUCAACAAUGUGCAGUGGGCAUCAACUCAGCCCGACUGGAUCGCCAUCUGCUACAACAACUGCCUGGAGAUACUCAGAGUGUAGUGUUGGUGCCGCUGUGCCCACGAGGCAGGGGCUUUUGUGUUUCCUGCCUCUGCCCCACCCCCAAAGUAAGAAGAAACAUGUUUCCAGUGGCCAGUAUGUCUUUCAUUGCUUUGCACCCACUGUUACCAGAAGCUGCUCUAGGAGUUCCUGGCCAGUCACCCCGUCGCCCUCUGUGGCAGACUCAGUGCUGUGUGGCGCCUCAGCCCAGGGCUGAGUUUUAAGAUUUUCUCUCCUUUCCUCUUCUCCUUUGGUUCCUCAAUUAAAAACGUGUGUAUAUUUGUUUGUCAGGCGUUGUGUUGAGGAGCAGUUCAUGCACUGGCUGUGUCUAUUCCUCUGCCCAGGUGUCUGUGUGUUUGCUGCCCAAGGCAGCAGUCCACGUCUCAUCCAUGUCCAUGUUCGUGUUAGCACUUACGUGGGAACAAAUACCAAUUUGUCUUUUCUCCUAGUAUCAGUGUGUUUAACAAAUUUUAACUUUGUAUAUUUGUUAUCUAUCAGGCUAAUUUUUUUAUGAAAAGAAUUUUACUCUCCUCCUUCAUUUCUUUGUCUUGUAGACCUCCCUCUUUGCACCUUCUUCUCUUCCCUCAGUGCCUGGAGCUGGUACUGGGCCCCUGGCCCCAUGAGCAGUUUGCCUUCUUGAGUCACUGCCUGAGUAGUACAUACCUGACCGGGAGUCCAAACCACCUUGGUGCUCUGAAGUCCACUCAUCACACCUUUAUUAGCCUGGCUCCUCUCAAGGGCACUCUGGGCUUCUAAACAGACAUAGGAAGCCUCUGUUUACUCUGAAGCACCACUGUCCAGCCCCAUUGGUUCCCACUGGGAGCAUGGUAGAGCUGAGAGAGACAGGCUCUCAGGGUACCUGAGUUGAGGGGAAUCGUUUCAGGAAGCUGAACUUCAAGCAUAUUUCCAGUACAUUCUUUCAGAGUCUGUUUUUCCAUCCAAAUAUAAGCCCCAGGCCAUUCCACUUAGUGUCUUUUCAAUGAUAGGCAAGAAUGAUAUCUGAGUUGAACUUCGGUGCUUCUGUUGGUUGAGUUUACUGUGCCUGGUGGUAUAUUGGGCAUUCUUUGGAUUGAGUGCUCUGAAGUGAGAGAGUCUUCCCGAGAGGCAUCCUGUCUGUGCUUCCAACCCUGAACAAGACCUUACAUGAGAGAUGGACGGGUGGACUGCGGCAAUCCUGGGCUGUCAAGUGGAUAGAUAACUAAAAAGCAUUAUACUGUGGGUAAUGAAAAGGGAGAAAAAAAAAGAAGGAAAAGGAAUUAUAGACCCCCAGGGUCAGCCAGUUAAGAGCUCUACCCACACCUGUCAACCCCUCUCUCCCCCAGUUUAGGUUCUGAGCAGUAUUGGACUUGUAGCCUGCAGUUGUCUUUUGACUUGCAGGCCACAGGUGUCUUUCCAUUAUGUGAAUGAGUUUUAUGGAGGGGCAUGUGUGUGAUUCCACCAUUAGAUGAGCCCUUAGGGCAGGCAGUUUGGGACGUGCUCUGGAGGGAAAGUUGGCUGGUUCCUUGCGCUCUGCUCCUACCUGAAGGUUUUUAAGUCCCUCUGAAUUGCUCAUCUGCGAUUAGUAGAGUAGCAGGCCUGAAGGACGAUGGUUUUGUCCUCUGGCUGUCACCUGCUUGAGAAGUAAAACAGUAACUUUGUUCUCCUGGGCCCUUAAGCUUUUUUGGUGAAGUCUUCCUUUUCAGAAGUAGAUAUCAUUAUAUGCCAAAAGUCUAGCUCUUUGCUUUACCGUACAGGGACCUGUCCCAAAGAAAAAGGCUCUUUUUUUAGCCAGGGUAUUUACCCUUCUACCCUUUUACUUUGUUGUUCUGAUUUUAGGACUCUGGCUGGCCAUGUGCUUGCAGUUGCCUCUCCUACAUUUGCCACUGGAUUUGCACUGCAUCAUUUGGAGAUAUAAAGCGAGCAGUUCUUGGUCAGAACCUUUCUCUGCUUUUCAUUGUGUUUGAUAAUGGUUACUGGGUCCUUCUCUCAAGGGUAGCAAGGCCAAGCUGAUGGCUGCUUGUUUAGGAGGCCAUCAGUUCCUUGUGGAGAAGGGUCGGAAAUGGAAGUCAGUGGUAGAAGGGGCUGGUCUGCUGGGCAGGGCUUACAUCCACUGAGUUCUAAGAUUCCUUUCCUGAUCUGCACCUAAGCCUGGUCUGUACGGUGGAAUUUGUCAGCUGGAACUCAGAAACAACAACUUGAAAAAAAAAAUUAGGAUAUAUUUGCAUAGGAUAGCUAUUUACUCUGGAAACCAACAACUUUUGAGAUUUCCCUUGCCCUGUGGACGCCCAGCCCCUGUCAUCCUUCCUUAGGUCCUGCAGUACAGUCUUCCCCUGAAUGCCACCGGGGACCCAGGGGAGACUCCACCCCCCUAAGCAAGCACACACAUACUCACAGUUGAUGAGUUGCUGGUCUUUGAGUCCCAGCUCUCUCACCCUCCCUUUACUCCACCAGCCCGACGACCCAUGACUGAGGAGGGGAUUUCUACAGUCUCAGGAUUUAGAAAGCCUCUAAGCCAGCCAUGCUCCAGAAAGCACAGAUCUGUUGUAGUUGCAAAAACAACUCUCUGUAAUUUGUUAAGGUUCUCAAAUUGACAGCCAGCGAGACUGCCCUUAUCCUGAGUCAGCCUUCCUGGGCCAUAAAUUGGGCAUCCGUGAUGCUAGGUAACUGUGGGAACAAGAUGACAGCUCAGAGCAGCCAUGGGUGAUGUUUGGUGGUAAAAAACCUACAGGCGUUUGGGGUCCCAUGAUUGUUCCAGACCAUGGCUCUUCCUGGUUGUGGGUUUGUUACAGAGCAGGAGAAGCAGAGGUUAUUACAGUUAUGCAGACUUUCCCCCUCCUUUUUCUCUUUUCUCUUCCGCUUGCUUUUCCACUGUUUCUUCCCUGCUGCCACCUGGGUCUUGAAUUCCUGGGCUGUGAAGAUAUGGAGGAGCUGCAGGGUUUACCACAUGUCGGGGGGCAGCCCAGUACUGUCCCUCUGCCUUCCCCACUUUGAGAAUAUGGCAGCCCCUUCCAUUCCUGGCUUGGAGUAGGGGAGACCAUUGAAGUAGAGGCCUCAAAGCAGACUUUUCCCUUUACUGUGUGUACUCCAGGACGAAGAGGGAAGAUCAUACUUAAUACUUAGAUUGGUCUUCCCAGGGAAGAGGGUGGAGCAGAGCAAAGUCACUGUGAACCCUGGGCCAGCUCCUGAGAGCGUCUCGUGUUGCAGAGCCUUGCCCACUUCACCCACCUGCACCUUCUCCUCUUCCCACAGUGUCACUGCUGCUAAUGGUCAAAGUCAAAUGUGUGGCCACAUGGGAUGGGCUAGGUCCUCUCAGGCUACUUUCUGGAUGUCAUUUUCAAAAUAUGGGAACAUGCAGGUGCCUUCCCAAAGAGGCUUGGACUGGUAUAUCCAACCAGAAACAAAUAAGCUAAAGAAAGUUUAAACUCAAGAAGAAAGAUGUUGACAGUCUAUGUAACAGCCGGAAAGUUUAUAGGCACCCACCUUUGGGACAACCCAGUGAUUAUGAACAUGUGAUAUCUACUAUUUAAAAGAAAUGUUCUCACCUUGGGUUGAUUGUGGUAUACCAUGUGUUCUGAAAAUUGUUGAGCUGAAGCUUUGAAUCGAUUUAGUUGAGUCUGACUCACUUGCUUUGGUUCCUGUGUAUUUUAUUACCCCUCUUGUCAGUGACUUUCCCUCCCUACCCCAUCCAGAGUGAAUUUGUAGCAUGAUUGUAUAAACCUCUAUGUAGAAAAUGGAGAUUUCUUGCUCUGAAAUGUUAAGCUCUAACUGAUCCAUUUCUGUGCCCUUUAGCCUAGUUUGUCUGAACUUCCAUUCUUGUUAUAUAUUUAAACUUUUCCUCUAUAUUAUAGGUUUUGUGGCAUCCAUGGUCAGGUGGAGAGGAAACUGCCCCUUGCAGAACUGUACUGUAAUAUUUUUCUUUUAUAAAUAUUUUCACAGGACUGAUUGUACACAGGGCUUGUAAUAAAAUUUUAACACUGUGCUGUGAAACAACUAUGGGGAAUCUCCAUUGAAGGCUACUUCAAGGGCACCUGAAAGUGGAGUGUUAUAGCUAUGACUUUCUAUUUCUUGUUUCCUAAGUAAAUUAAACCUAAUUUUCACCCUUUCAUUCUGUUUCAGCCUCCUGUAUAAGAAGUACCGUAUUUUCUGCCCAUCAUACUUUGUAAUAAAACUUGAACAUGUA